Trematosphaeria pertusa is the source of this 1022-nucleotide messenger RNA. RefSeq lists its product as uncharacterized. The record is from RefSeq and is a predicted model, not a curated record. Bases 48 to 572 code for a protein of 174 amino acids. The transcript has 4 exons. Lineage: Eukaryota; Fungi; Ascomycota; Dothideomycetes; Pleosporales; Trematosphaeriaceae. Gene Ontology annotation, cellular component: endoplasmic reticulum.
CCACAAACUACCAAAAAGAUAACAACAUCAAUAAAAUAUCGGCUAUCAUGGCAGCUUCUUCUAUCUGGAGUAGGAAGCGUGACCUGGUGUAUCUUGUUUUCUUUUUGACGCAUUUGCCAGUUAUGCUUGCCUUCGACCUAACGUCCUACUACCCUGCCUCCCUAAAACCCCUCUGGAUGUCCUCCAUCCGCACCUGGUACAUCGCCACCUACGGCGACCGCUUCUUCUUCUCGCCCCCCCCUUGGUUCCCUCUCUUCACCCUCCUCGAAGCCCUCUACCACCUGCCCCUCACCCUAUGGGCCAUCCCCGCACUCCUACGCGCCGACCCGCGCGUCCCGCUCGCGCUGCUCGUGUUCGGCCUCGAGACGAGUAUUACGACGCUGGUGUGUCUGGCGGAGAUGCUGAGUUGGGAGGAGUUGGGACCGGAGCAGCGGGGGGUGAGCGGGCUGGGGGGGUUGUAUGGGGCGUAUUUGGGGGUUGGCGUCUUUAUGGCUGUGGAUUGCUAUGCGAGGCUUGAUCAGAUUGUGGCGAGGCAGGAGGGUCUGCAGCCUGUUACGAAGAAGGAGCUUUGAGAGAACGAUCCUGUGGGGAGGGAAAUACUCCGCUGGAGUUCCGGUGGGGAGACGGGGCGGCUAGCUGUGGCAGGCAGACGCGAGCAGGAAUGCCAUGCAUGCAGUGGGGAGACAGCAAUAGGGAAAGGCAGCAGAAAAAGGCACAGAAAAAGGCACCAGGAAAAGAGAUGGACGGCACGCGACCGCGUUUCGUAUCUAAGCAUCGCCCCCAGCCGGCGCAGCGGUUCACGCUCCGCGGCUCCCGGAACUUACAAAGUCCUCCAAAUUGAUGCUUUUGACUCCAGCCUGAAAGAAUGCCCUAAACAACGCCAAGCGCUAGAAAGAAUAGAGAGCACGAAAGAGUCCACUCGUCAAACAAAAGACCCACAUCUUAUAUCGUAGCACCUCGAUGCUGGCCCUACCGUGGCCUCCUUAGCUUUUAUGCUCAUCGCGCCGCCUCCUCUACCUCUU